Messenger RNA from Oryza sativa Japonica Group (Japanese rice), 1671 nucleotides. Its product is annotated as receptor kinase-like protein Xa21. The record is from RefSeq and is a predicted model, not a curated record. NCBI's taxonomy places the organism in Eukaryota, Viridiplantae, Streptophyta, Magnoliopsida, Poales, Poaceae. Gene Ontology annotation, molecular function: protein binding.
CCAACCGGCCAACCCACCGACGCGGCAGGCAGCGAGUCAGUGUGCGUGCGGCUGUGCGGGGGGAGUGCGAGUGCCCAUCCGCCCACUCCACUCCACUCCACUCCCCUCUCCCGCACUUCCAUCCCCAACCCCGCCCCCGCCGCGGCGCCACCUUCCCCCUCUCCUCUUCUCUCUCUCUCUCUCUCAUAUGGUCUCCCGCGGCGCGCCCCGCUACUGUCCAUCCUAGCGCGGAGCCGCAGCUUCCCCACACGUCCAUGGCCGCCGCCGCCGCCGCCCCCCGGUUCUUGCCCGUCCGCCCGCUCUUUCUCCUCCUCCUCCUCCUCGUCCUGGCCGGCGUCGCAAGCGGCAAGACGGUCAAGAGGGACGUGAAAGCAUUGAAUGAGAUCAAAUCUUCGUUAGGAUGGAGAGUUGUCUACUCAUGGGUUGGUGAUGACCCUUGCGGGCAUGGUGAUCUGCCCCCCUGGUCUGGUGUGACCUGUUCUCAGCAAGGAGAUUACAGAGUUGUCACCGAACUUGAAGUCUAUGCUGUAUCAAUAGUCGGUCCUUUCCCUACAGCAGUUACAAACCUUUUGGAUUUAAAAAGAUUGGAUCUACACAAUAACAAGUUGACAGGGCCCAUUCCCCCACAGAUUGGACGGCUGAAACACCUCAGGAUAUUGAACCUGAGGUGGAACAAGCUUCAGGAUGUGCUCCCACCUGAAAUUGGUGAACUGAAGAAACUGACACAUUUAUAUUUGAGCUUCAAUAACUUCAAAGGUGAAAUUCCUGUGGAGCUUGCAAACCUACCAGAACUGCGCUAUCUGUAUCUUCAUGAGAACCGCUUUACUGGGAGGAUCCCUCCUGAACUUGGAACUCUCAAGAACCUUCGUCACCUGGAUGUUGGUAACAACCACUUGAUAGGCACCCUCAGGGAUUUAAUUGGCAAUGGGAAUGGUUUCCCCUCCCUCAGAAAUCUGUAUCUUAACAAUAAUGAUUUGACUGGCGUUCUGCCAGACCAGAUUGCAAAUUUGACAAACCUCGAGAUACUGCACUUGUCUAAUAAUAGGCUGAUUGGAUCGAUAUCACCAAAGCUAGUUCAUAUUCCAAGAUUGACCUAUUUAUACUUGGACAAUAACAACUUCAUUGGGAGGAUUCCUGAAGGAUUAUACAAACAUCCAUUUUUGAAGGAGCUGUACAUUGAAGGAAACCAAUUUAGACCAGGAAGCAAAUCAAAAGGAACGCACAAGGUGCUUGAAUUACCUGAUGCUGACAUCUUAGUUUAACAACUGUUUAUUCUGUGACGAUAGCAGAGCGGCUACCGUUCUACAUCUCCUCAGCAUGCACCAACAAAAAUGUAUGCAUGUUUUUAGGAUAUAUACGAUAUAUGUAUCAGUAGUACAGACACUGUUUCUCACAGCACUGUUCGAGGACAAGUUCACACACACAAAAGGCCACUUGCAAACCAGAAAAAGAAAAAAAAAUUGUAAAGUCCAGAGCACUGCUGCUAUCCUGUCAUCCAAGAGUAUGUUUUCAUUAGAUGAGUGUACAGGUUGUAUUGCAUUUCUUGUAACUUAGUACUACUGUGUAAUGGAGAUGCAGUUCAGCUGUAUUGCCAGCACAUUUGCAUGGCACCGACAGUCCUGGUGUAAUGUAACCAGUGUGCUCAAUGAUAUUUUUUCUUAUACCACUGGA